Messenger RNA from Metarhizium acridum CQMa 102, 1755 nucleotides. RefSeq lists its product as uncharacterized. The record is from RefSeq and is a predicted model, not a curated record. Gene Ontology annotation, molecular function: protein binding. NCBI's taxonomy places the organism in Eukaryota, Fungi, Ascomycota, Sordariomycetes, Hypocreales, Clavicipitaceae.
AUGCCGGCAUACGCGGUCGGAUCGCCGUACCUACCGUGCACGACAGCAUUGUCGGAACUGAAGCCUAUCGGGCUGUCAGAUCUGACUAUGGAGACACAUCAUCGUGGGCGUGUUCUUCGAGUGCGCCGUGUGUCCCCCGUGGUCGCAUUGAAAGCGUCCUCUUGGGCGGUUGUGCAGGGACAGUCAGUUGACGAUGUAGAGCGGAUCGAGGUCUUCUUGCACAAAUCCAAGUACGGCCAGGAACUUCUGGAUUUAGGUUCCAUCUUUCUAGUCAAGGAGCCGUAUUAUACACUCAACAGCCAGGGGGAGCCUGUAAUCCGCAUUGACCACCCGUCGGACCUUGCUAUUUCCACGUAUAGCGAUGGUCCAGAGUCAUGGCGCAAUACGGAAAGUGAUUCAGCUGUCACAGCCAGGACGGCUGCAAUGUGCAAGGAGGAAGGGAACGUUGCACUUGGGAAGAAAGACUUUCCACGAGCUCAUGCCAACUAUACCGAGGGUUUAAGUCGCAUUGGAAUUGAUGAUCAGGCCAGCAAUACCUUGGCUAACGACCUCCACCGGAACCGGUCCUACAUCAACCUUCUGCUUCAGCGCUUUGAGGAGGCAAGGUCUGAUGCACUAUCAUCUCUAAAUCAUAGAGAUGGCCAGGAUGAGAAGCUCUUGGAUGCAAAGGCCUACUAUCGUGCUGGCACCGCCGCCUACAGCCUAGGCGAUUUCGAGGAUGCAAAACGUUUCUUUGACGAACAGCUAAAGCUUGAGCCUGACAACCGACUGGCACAGAUCAACUUGCGGCGAAUCAACAAGCGCAUCGAAGAGAAAACCACUGGAGUAUAUGACUUCACCAAGAUUGUCGGCAACUUGUCCAAGACCCAGGGGCGGGCCGACGCGGCAAGCUUCAACGGCGACACCGAAGUCAAGAAGAGCCCUGGAGCUGGCCGCGGUCUGUUUGCCAGACGGGAUUUUGAACCUGGGGAGACCAUCAUGUGCGAGAAGGCCUUCUGCGUUGUAUGGGGCCAUGAGCCCGGGGCAUUUUCUGCCCUCACAUGCGAUGUCCGUGAUGACGCCGCAAUCCGAGUCUUCCCUGCUGGCUUGCACAAAGCUGUGAUGCAGAACCUGCUGAACAAUCCCUCGCAGGCUCACAAGGUCCUGGAUCUCUUCAGCGACUAUAAGGGACUCGGCGGUAAACCCCUCGAGCAAGACGGCAACCCCAUAAUUGACACUUUCCAGGUUCACGACAUUGUCCAACGGAACGCCUUCGGUCCUGGUCAACAAACUGAGGACGAAGAUGUCACAAACGCCAGCACAGGACUCUGGGUCCGCGCAGCGUACAUCAACCAUUCAUGCGUCUCAAACGCCAAGAAGGACUAUGUGGGCGACCUCAUGCUCCUCCGUGCUACCCGUCGAAUCGCUGCUGGCGAGGAGAUAACACACAGCUAUGACGAGUCUAGCGACUACGAUUCGAGGACUGCGGCCAUCCAAAGGACAUGGGGGUUCAAAUGUCACUGUGCGCUGUGUGCAGCAGAGGAGGCGGAUGGACCAGCUUUGCGGAAACAGCGUUUGGAGCUCGAAAAUGAGGCAAAUGCAUUUUUGCAAAAGGAAAAUCCAUCCGGGGCAAAGAAGAUAUCAAUCAACAAGGCGAAACGACUUCAACAGUCGCUCAAGGACACCUACAAUGAUAAACGAUACAAGGGUCUGCCUCGUCGAGCGGUGAGCGGACUGGAACAGUGGCUUCAGACUGCCUUGCCAGGUAGCUCUUGA